Molecule: messenger RNA, 1715 nt
Organism: Tachysurus vachellii
Lineage: Eukaryota; Metazoa; Chordata; Actinopteri; Siluriformes; Bagridae
Gene: znf488
Product: PR domain containing 8
Exons: 4
Coding region: 123-1640 (505 amino acids)
Biological process (GO): regulation of DNA-templated transcription
Cellular component (GO): nucleus
Molecular function (GO): protein binding
Source: RefSeq, a predicted model, not a curated record
CACACACACUAGAGCCUCAUCACACACACGCUAGAGCCUCAUCACACACACACACACACUUCUCUCCUGUGUGUUCCUCUGCUAAAUCGAGGUCUGUGGAGCAUCUUGAGAUCUCUCUGACCAUGGAACAGAGUUUAAUGCCGCGCGCUUUAUGGACCAACGACAGCAAAUUUCUCCACCAUCAUGUCCCUGAUUUCUUCACCAGUGUCCAGGUUACACAGGACAUACCGGCAGGAGUGUCUUUCGGUCCUUGUGUGCUUCAUAAUACUAUUUAUGACACAAUAGCGUUCAUCGCAUUGAAGUCGUUUGACAGAGGAGGGAAAGCCUACGUGUUCAGAGUAGAUCCGGAUGCAUUGAAGAGCUCUCCGUUAGUGGUUCCUUGGCUCAGGUUGGUGCAGGCUGCUAUGGACACAGAAGAGCAGAACACUGAGGCCUAUCUGAAGGCCGGCCAGCUGUAUUUCCGCACUAUCCGAGAUAUUAGCCAAGGGGAGGAACUGCUCGUCUGGUACGACGAGGAGCUGUCUCAUCUUUUGGGCUUUAGCGACAUUAAAACCAGGGCCCUGACAGAUGGUUACUCGUGUGGGAAGUGCGGACUGGCCUUUAAGCACGAAAACCCUUUUUUAGCUCACUGUCGCUUUUUGUGCGCGCAAGUUAAAGUGGACAUCGUGCGAGGAGAAAGCGAACAGAAACACGCUGAAACACGGCGACGACGAAGUGUCACUGACUUCCACAACAUCGCAAGGGACUUGGAAGAUAAAAAGUCGGGCUCGUCAGAGGAUCGAAAAAGAAGGAACGACGAAGCUUUGAGUCCGAAAUGCAGAAAACCUGUUUUGCUGGAGAAAAAGAACAUGGCCAAUCAUAACAAUAUGACACACGUCCACAAAGACUAUCCACAUGACCAUGAUUUUACGGAACCGACCAUGAAAGUCUCCAGUUCUCCAACCUCUAAAUCAAAAAGCGCCAAAAGCAGUGCGUUUGUCGAGACCAAGAAAACGAAAUCGGAUCAGCCAUCCAAGGUAGAGGAUAUAACACGAGAAAACCCAUCCGUAUCGACUUUACAGUUGGACAGAGAGGCUGCUUUGGGCCUUCAGUCCGAAUCCAGCGCCUUUUUGCUUUGGAGUGCGCAUGCGGAGCAAAAGAGCGCUUUCUGCAAACCCAGCAGGCUCAGCAUCCCUGAGGACCAGCAGCAUCAGAGACCCGUCGGCCUUUCGGAUGAUGUUACAGAACAGGCAGCUUUGGGAUACAGACAUAUGUUGCCGUCUCACUUGUUUCAAGGCGACAUACCCAGCACACAAACUGUCUCGCCGGCUACCAUGAGCGCUCCUGUUUCCUUUCAUUACGCACCGGAAAUGUGGUGCAGGAACAUCAGUGGCCCUUUACAGCCCACCUCUUCUCUCAGACUUCUUCCUCCUACUCUUAGUUCUAUGGCCGUGACUGUGCAGAACUGGUGCGCUAAGUGCAACCUCUCAUUCCGGAUGACUUCGGACUUAGUGUUUCACAUGCGCUCGCACCACAAGAAAGAGUUUGCCGCCGAGGCUCAGAGUCGGAGGAGACGAGAGGAGAAACUUACCUGUCCAAUCUGUCAUGAAUACUUCCGCGAACGUCAUCAUCUCUCACGUCACAUGACUUCACAUAACUGAUCGAAGGACUAAAAACAAAUGUUUUCAUACGGUUUGGUGCAUCAAGCCAUGCGUAUAACAGAGUGCAAUGACUAA